Zingiber officinale is the source of this 1312-nucleotide messenger RNA. RefSeq names its product protein DMR6-LIKE OXYGENASE 1-like. The record is from RefSeq and is a predicted model, not a curated record. The coding region runs from base 35 to 1084 and encodes 349 amino acids. The transcript is spliced from 2 exons. Lineage: Eukaryota; Viridiplantae; Streptophyta; Magnoliopsida; Zingiberales; Zingiberaceae.
GCUUCCUAGAUAGCUAAUUAAUUGCCUCCAAAUCAUGACACAAACCGCUGCAGUCCUACUAGCCGACGUCGCCCGUCGCGCUAAGGAGGUGUCUUCCCGGUACAUCCGUCCGCCAUCUUCGCGUCCAAAUAUCGCUGACGUCGAAUCCUCUAGCGCCGCCAUCAUCCCUCUGGUCGACCUGCGCGACCUCUCCGGGUCCGGCCGCGCCGCCGCGGUCCAGGCCAUCGGUUCAGCUUGCCGAGGCCAUGGAUUCUUUCAGGUCGUCAACCACGGAAUCCCCGACGACGUGAUCACCUCCAUGCUGCGCGUCGCCAGGGAGUUCUUCCGGCAGCCGGAAUCGGAGCGGCUGAAGAUGUACUCCGACGAUCCAUCGCGGACGACGAGGCUGUCGACGAGCUUCAACACGAGAACAGAGGAGGUCGCCAGCUGGCGCGACUUCCUCCGCCUCCACUGCUUCCCUCUCGAGGACUACGUCCACGAGUGGCCGGCCAAUCCCCCUGCUUUCCGGGAGGCGGUGGCGGAGUACGCGGUGAACGCGAGGCGACUGGCUCUGAGUUUGUUGGGAGCCAUCUCCGAGAGCUUGGGUCUGGAGACGGAUUGGUUGGUGGCGGCGCUGGGGAAGCAGGCGCAGCACAUGGCGGUGAACUACUACCCGCCGUGCCCUGAGCCGGAGCUCACCUACGGGCUGCCCGGCCACAAAGACCCCAAUGCCAUCACUCUACUCCUCCAGGACGGCGUCUCCGGCUUGCAAGUUCUCGGCCAGAACGGCAGAUGGAUCGCCGUCGAUCCUGUUCCUGGCAACUUGGUCAUCAACAUCGGCGACCAGAUUCAGGUGCUCAGUAAUGACCGAUACAAGAGCGCGCUCCACCGCGCGGUCGUGAAUAACUCCAUCGAAAGGAUUUCGGUGCCGACGUUCUAUUGCCCGUCCCCGGAGGCAGUGAUUAAGCCGGCGCCGGCGCUGGUAGACGAGGAGCACCCGGCUGCCUACCGUGAGUUCACGUACGGAGAGUACUAUGACAAGUUCUGGGAUAGAGGCAUACAACGAGAGAGCUGCCUCGACAUGUUCAGAGCCGCCAAUUUGUGAUCGAGUUUAAACAAGUGCCCUGAAUAAACAACGAGAGAGCUGCCUCUACAUGUUCAGAGCUCAGCUAUUCUAGUUGUCAUAUGACUCGUAUCAACCUUUGUACUUGAUAAUAUAUCCAGAAUAUAAAUUCGGCCUUCCUUACGAGUAACUAGUUCCUGGCCUGAUAAAUAAUUUUCAGCAAGCAUUUUUUAAAUAUUGUCUCAUCGUUUUAAAAUUGUUAAGAAAAAC